UAUUUGCAUGUGUUUCUGUCCAGCUAGUCUUCUUCUAUCCCCAUGAAAUGAGGGUCUUAUCAGCUAUAUGCACUCAUUUCAGUUCCAUGAUCACUUGUCAGCCUUUGACUGGGCAUAUAUCUAACCACUUUAACUGAUAUUUAAUGUCUGGUGAUGUGGCGGGGGCAUAUAACCGAACGACAAACAGAUCAGAUGAUCUUAAUUUCUGGAUGUAUGAUGAAAUAUUGAAUGGCCAAUGGAAAUAAUGCAGCAAAAAAUUUACUUGGACCUAAGAAGGAAUAUAGAGAAUCUGGAGAAGAAUGGUGUGACUGGCCUCCGUACUUUGGUCAACCUUGGUUCCGAAGUGUAUAUGCAAGCUGAUGUGCCAGAUACACGGCACAUAUUUGUGGACAUUGGACUGGGCUUCCAUGUAGAGUUUACCUGGUCUGAAGCUUUGGAGUUCAUAUCAAGAAAGGAAGAAAGAUUAGACAGGCAGAUCGAGGAGUAUACACUACUAAUUGCAUCUAUCAAAGCCCAAAUCAAGAUGGUAUGCUUAGAAUCAGUAAUGAUUGCAUUUUGUUGCUUCUUUCAUGUGACAAGAUUAGAAUCAUGAACUAGUUCAGGUGCUUCUGCCCAAUAUCUAUAGUUUGGAGCUCUAAGAAGUGGCA
This is a messenger RNA of Telopea speciosissima, 647 nucleotides long. RefSeq names its product protein UXT homolog. Gene Ontology annotation, biological process: negative regulation of transcription by RNA polymerase II; positive regulation of transcription by RNA polymerase II. Gene Ontology annotation, cellular component: chromatin; mediator complex. The transcript has 4 exons. The coding region runs from base 236 to 592 and encodes 118 amino acids. The record is from RefSeq and is a predicted model, not a curated record. Gene Ontology annotation, molecular function: transcription corepressor activity. Lineage: Eukaryota; Viridiplantae; Streptophyta; Magnoliopsida; Proteales; Proteaceae.